CGAGGCUCGAGGCCCCCGCGGCCGAGAGCGGGGCGCCCAGGGCACCGGCCGGGAGGGCGGCGCGGGCCCCCGGCGUGUGCAGAGUGGCCCUUUUCCCUGCCCCCACCCCCUCCUGGCUGCCUCGCAUGCCUCUUCUUCCCGUCCCGCUCCGCCCUCCGCCCUCCUCCCUCGUUCCUGGGUCCCUGCUCUCUCUCCCGCUCCUCCCGCUCCUGCCUCCCCUCCGACUUGCCCUGCUUGCCGCUCCCUCGCCUCUUGCUCCCUCACCCCUCCUCCCUCCCUUGUCCGUCCUCCUCUUCCUACUGUCCCCCUGCUUCUCGGCAUACAUCGUGUUCGACACCCAGAUGAUAGUCGGGGGCACGCACAAGUACCAGUUCUCGGUGGAUGACUAUGCCAUGGCGGCCAUCAUGCUGUACAUCGACAUAAUACAGCUGUUCGUCCACCUUCUGCGCAUCUUCGGGAAUCGUCGGUGAGCGGCCGUGAGUCCUCUGCGUUGGCCCUGCGCCUGAGUUGGUGUGCAAAGAGCACGGCGCGAAGCAGACGUAAUAGUGCUCCUCUCGCACCCGUGCCACUUGAGAUGGAUACGCAAAACCGCCCGAGUUUGCAUGUGGUAUCUUCGCUACACCAGCCAAUCCAGCCCGCCCUGUUGUGUCCCCUCGCCCUCCCCGCGAACGAGGGAGGAGGGGGAGGGGUUGCCAGGAUUGGAAAUGGUGGCCGUAGAGGCCGUUUCCCAGCUGGCUGCAGGCGAGGUGGGCCGGGGUAAAUGGAGCAUCCUGGCAUGAAACCUCCGCCCCUCUUCGAUGGUGUGUGUGUGUGUGUGCGUUUGUUGCCUUUGCUACAGGACAGGGGUUGCUCGUCAAGUCUCCGUGGCUCAAUCGCCACCAGCUGCAUCUGCAAAUGCACCUGUACCAUCCACCGCACUAGUGGUGUCUUACCAGGUGGCUUCCACGACAACCGUGUAUUGUAAUUAUGUGUGUAUGCGUG
This is a messenger RNA of Prorocentrum cordatum, 981 nucleotides long. Lineage: Eukaryota; Dinophyceae; Prorocentrales; Prorocentraceae. The record is from the annotation of a GenBank genome assembly.